GGAUUCACAUUAUCAGGAUUCUGUAUUUCAUGGAAUGUAUUGUACUUGCAGCAACCUUACAAACAAUAAUCAUCAUAAGAUAUGCAUGUGUUGAUUGGGCUGCGAAACAUAGCAGUCUCUGCCGUUUGCUCUUCCAAGGACGAUUUUAUUUUUUGUUUUAUGGAGGGAAAAUCUUCCCAGGAUUUGCUCGAAGUUGUAACAGAACUCCUACCUGUUUAUCCAUCGGAUAAGAAGUGUGUCUCGACCCGAGUUCGCCGGUUUAGAGUUCGGUUCAACAGAUCAGAAAACAGUAUGCAUUUUACCGUACCUAAUCGAUAACUCCUCCCCCGCAGCUUUGCAUAAUCUUCUUUCCCGAUACUGCAAAUCAAAUCCUUCCCAAUUCCGGUAAAUGCGUCGUCACCCAUUCUUAUCCGUUCUUCAAUUCCCACAUUUAAAGUCCCCUCCUUUCUUCCCUUUUCCAGGCACCAUCGUCCCCCCUCAGUCAAAAUCUCUUCUUCCUGUUUUCACCCCUGUCAUAAAUCACCGAAUUGGAGGAGUGUGGCGUGUAGAAGAAGAAAGACAUGCGGUUUGAGGAGAGCGAAGGCGUCUCGGCGUCGAGGAAGCACCUCGUCUUCGCUUACUACGUCACCGGCCAUGGCUUCGGCCAUGCCACUCGUGUUGUUGAGGUAGUAAGGAAUCUGAUUCUGGCAGGGCAUGAUGUCCAUGUGGUGACGGGUGCUCCUGAUUUUGUGUUCACUUCAGAGAUACAGUCUCCCCGUCUGUUUAUCCGCAAGGUACUUCUGGACUGCGGUGCUGUUCAAGCUGAUGCAUUAACAGUUGAUCGGCUUGCUUCCUUGGAGAAGUAUUCAGAGACGGCAGUUAAACCCCGGGAAUCUAUUUUGGCUACUGAGGUUGAGUGGCUCAAUACCAUCAAAGUUGACUUAGUGGUUUCAGAUGUUGUUCCAGUUGCUUGUCGUGCUGCAGCUGAAGCUGGUAUUCGAUCUGUUUGUGUAACCAACUUUAGUUGGGAUUUCAUAUAUGCGGAGUAUGUGAUGGCGGCUGGGAAUCAUCACCGUUCAAUAGUUUGGCAGAUUGCAGAGGACUAUUCUCAUUGCGAGUUCCUGAUCCGUCUCCCUGGAUAUUGCCCCAUGCCAGCAUUCCGUGAUGUCAUUGAUGUACCCCUCGUUGUCAGGAGGUUGCACAAGUCCCGCAAAGAGAUAAGAAAAGAACUUGCCAUUGGAGAGGAUGUCAAAGUUGUUAUCCUUAACUUUGGUGGACAGCCGUCUGGCUGGAAGCUGAAGGAGGAGUUUUUGCCUCCUGGUUGGUUGUGCCUGGUUUGUGGUGCAUCUGAUACCCAAGAACUUCCACCAAAUUUCAUAAAACUAGCAAAAGAUGCCUACACCCCUGAUGUUAUGGCGGCAUCGGACUGCAUGCUAGGGAAGAUUGGGUAUGGUACUGUUAGCGAAGCCUUGGCGUACAAGUUACCAUUUGUGUUUGUACGGAGAGAUUAUUUUAAUGAAGAGCCUUUCUUACGGAAUAUGCUUGAGUAUUAUCAAGGUGGUGUCGAGAUGAUACGAAGGGAUUUGCUUACUGGUCACUGGAAGCCUUACCUUGAACGUGCAAUCAGCUUAAAACCAUGUUAUGAGGGCGGGAUUAAUGGUGGUGAGGUUGCAGCUCAUAUUAUACAAGAGACAGCUAUUGGGAAGAACUAUGCCUCAGAUAAGCUCAGUGGUGCAAGAAGAUUACGGGAUGCAAUAGUUCUUGGAUAUCAGCUACAAAGGGUCCCUGGAAGGGAUAUACUCGUCCCAGAAUGGUAUGCAAAUGCUGCAACUGAACUUAGUAAGUCUACAGGUUCACUAACUGUUCAAGCAGCUGAGGGAGGACCUUUAAUGAACUCAUAUAUAGAAGAUUUUGAAAUUCUUCAUGGUGACCUUCAAGGCCUGCCAGAUACAAUGAGCUUCUUGAAGAGCAUGGCAGAGCUAGAUGCUAUAAAUGAAUAUGAAAAGAAUUCAGAGAAGCGCCAAAUGCGGGAACGUAAAGCUGCUGCAGGACUUUUCAAUUGGGAGGAAGAUAUCUAUGUGGCAAGAGCGCCCGGGAGGUUGGAUGUGAUGGGAGGAAUAGCUGACUAUUCAGGAAGCCUUGUCUUGCAGUUGCCUACAAGAGAAGCUUGCCAUGUUGCUGUACAAAGGAAUGAUCCUAGCAAACAUAAGCUCUGGAAACAUGCCCAGGCAAGGCAAAAUGCAAAGGGCCAAGGACCUACCCCUGUUCUUCAAAUUGUGUCUUAUGGGUCUGAAUUAAGCAAUCGCAGCCCAACCUUUGACAUGGACUUAUCUGAUUUCCUUGAAGAUGGGAAGCCAAUGGCGUAUGAGAAAGCAAAUAAAUACUUUGCUCAAGAUCCCUCACAAAAGUGGGCAGCAUAUGUUGCAGGGACCAUUUUGGUUUUGAUGAAAGAACUAGGCGUGCGGUUUGAAGAUAGCAUAAGCAUGCUGGUUUCUUCUGCUGUCCCUGAAGGCAAAGGUGUUUCUUCUUCUGCCUCUGUGGAAGUCGCAAGCAUGUCUGCCAUUGCUGCUGCUCAUGGAUUGAGCAUCAGCCCAAGAGAUAUUGCGCUUCUCAGCCAAAAGGUGGAGAACCAUAUCGUUGGAGCCCCUUGUGGUGUAAUGGAUCAGAUGACUUCGUCAUGUGGUGAAGCUGACAAGCUUCUGGCGAUGGUUUGCCAGCCUGCUGAGGUGAUUGGGCUAGUUGAAAUUCCUAACCAUAUUCGUUUCUGGGGCAUUGAUUCUGGAAUACGUCACAGUGUUGGUGGUGCGGACUACGGGUCUGUGAGAAUUGGGGCCUUCAUGGGUCGGAAGAUCAUAAAAUCCUUAGCAUCUGAUGUAGUGUCUAAAUCAUCUGACUUCAGUAACGGGUUCAUCCAUGACGAGCUGGAAGAUGAUGGUGUGGCACUACUAGAAGCUGAAGCACCACUAGACUACUUAUGCAACUUGACACCACACAGAUAUGAAGCCCUAUAUGCAAAGAUGCUUCCUGAGACGCUGCUGGGUCAAGAAUUCCUGGACAGGUACAUUGAUCACAGCGAUCCCGUUACAGUGAUUGAUACGAACAGGAAGUAUGUGGUGAGAGCGCCAGCAACACAUCCCAUCUAUGAGAAUUUCCGAGUGAAGAACUUCAAAGCAUUGCUUACCUCUGCUACUUCGGAUGACCAACUGACGGCUCUAGGAGAAUUACUGUAUCAGUGUCAUUACAGCUACAGUGCUUGCGGGCUAGGCACUGAUGGAACAGAUAGGCUUGUAAGGAUGGUCCAGGAAAUUCAGCACAGUUCCAAGUCGAAAUCUGAAGGUGGGACGUUAUAUGGAGCCAAAAUCACCGGUGGCGGCUCUGGUGGCACCGUUUGUGUUAUUGGUAGGAACUCCUUGUGCAGCAGCCAACAAAUUCUAGAGGUUCAGCAGAAGUACAAAAUAGCAACUGGGUAUUUGCCAUUUAUUUUUGAGGGGUCGUCUCCUGGAGCUGGGAAGUUUGGGUACCUGCGAAUUCGUCGACGGUAGCCCACCACGCCUUUCCCACUGAUGACCUAUUUAUUUCUGCUGCUCCCUAUAGUUAGCCCCCUUCAGUCGAGUGUCGCGAAUUCUUCCACACACGAUAACGACGAAAUGGAAUUCUGGUCACUAGAUAUAGGCAUAGUUAUAGCUUAGUUAGUUGUGCAAUAAGAUUACUAGGUAGCAAUGAAGCCCUGUGUGGCUAUGUCAGAAGAGAGGAUUCAGUAAGUUGAGAAGGAUGAACAAAUCCUCUUGUUAUAC
Linum trigynum is the source of this 3773-nucleotide messenger RNA. NCBI's taxonomy places the organism in Eukaryota, Viridiplantae, Streptophyta, Magnoliopsida, Malpighiales, Linaceae. The record is from the annotation of a GenBank genome assembly.